AUGGUUGAACCACUUGAUUAAAAUAGGAAAACAUCCGAUACUCGUGAUGACGCAUUUUCCAAGAAUACUAUUUAACAAACCUACGAACAAAUACAAAGAAUUUCAUAUUAAGCAGGGUUUUUCGUGAAUGCUUCUUAAAUUCGUAAGGAUGAUGAUUAUUUUGCAUGUGAUGAUUCAGUAAUCAGAAGUCCUACAUACUACACAAAGACUAAUGUAGAUUCUCGGUUUGAUUAUAACUCGGAUCUAAAAUCACUACUUCAGCCUAUGUUCCCACAAUAUGAUGAGGAGACUAAGGCGACUGAUGAUGAAUCUCAGCUUUAGGAUAAUUCAACAUUUAAUAAAAAUAACUAUGAUGAUGAUGCAAUGGAAUUUGAAAAGAGAAUCGAAUAAAGUAUCUAAAAAUCUCCUGAGGGAUCAGGAGUUUAGAGAAAGUCUACAAGAAAACCAGAAGAUGUGAAAUUUAGGACUCUUGAUGAAGAGAGAGCUUCAUUGAAGUUGUAAGGAUAAGAGAAGGGAAGAAAAAGAAGCGCAGAGGAGAGAGUUAAUGUCGAUAGUUUUGAAUUUCUUGGAUUAAUUGGUCAAGGCGCUUAUGGGAAAGUCUUUAUGGCAAAAAAGAAACAAGGGGGUAAAUUCUACGCAAUAAAAAUGAUCUAAAAACAUAAAAUUAUGAAAGCAGGAAAAUAGCAGGAAGUAUUUCGAGAAAGACAAGCAUUGAUAACACUGGAUCAUCCUAAUAUUGUUAAAAUGUAUUGGAGCUUCGAUGAUAAAAAAUAUCUUUAUUUCGUCCUUGAUCUUGCUCCUAACGGAGAGCUCUUUAGCAUCAUCCAACGAGAAGGAAUAUCCCAUCGUGAUCUGAAACCAUCAAAUUUGCUGUUUGAUGAGAAUCAUCAUUUAAAGAUUGUAGACUUCGGCUGCUCAAAAGUAGAAGAAGUUAAAAAGUAAGCAAGACUGAGAUCGUCUAUCUGCAUUGAAAUAAAUCCUCAGGAAUAGUAAAAUAAUAUUGAAGAGUAUCUUACUAAUAAAGAUUCAGCUAAAAUCUAAAAGAAAGCUACUUUGGUUGGAACCGAAGAUUACAUAGCACCAGAAAUUCUAGAUCAAACUUCAGCUGGAAGACCAGCUGAUAUCUGGAGUUUAGGAGUUAUAAUAUAUAUGAUGAUCUGUGGGAGAUCACCUUUUAAAGGAACUAACCAAGUCUAAACAUUCAAUAACAUUUAAAAUGUUAAUUAUCAAUUUACUGAUGACUUUUCUCCUGAUGCUCGAGACCUCAUUUAAAAGUUACUUAAAAGAAAUCCAAUUGAAAGACUUGGAGCUGGAGAGCCUGGAUCUUUGAAUGAUUAUGAUCAUUUAAAGAGUCAUGCUUUUUUUAAAGGAAUAGAUUUUGACAAGGUAUUCCUAAUGAUAACCCCUUAUAACUUUAAGAAAUUCCAACGAAGUACUCUAAGAUAACAACUUCUAGAGCAAAAACAGCAGGAUGAAAGCAGUAAUGAUGUAGUUGUGACUUCAUCAGGGAUAGAAGAAGAGCAUAUAGACGAGAAUAUAUAGUAAAAAUUCUCAGCUAACAUAAUCAUGAAUGGAAAUUUGAAGAAAAAGACCAGAUUAGGAUUUUUCUAUAAGAGAAUCGUAACAUUAACAGAUGAACCAAAAUUACAUUACUUGAAAGAUGUCAAAGAUAAAAUACGAACUAAGCAUAUAGUUAUAGAUCCUGAUAUCACCCGAUUGGAAAGACCAGACAAGACAAAAUUCAGAAUAGUCCUUAUGAUUAAGGGUAAAAAGUAAACCUAUGAAUUCAGAUGUCAUGAUGCUAACGAGUGUGAUUAAUGGGUUCUAAAAAUAUCAAAUGAACUUGAUAAAUGCAAGAACUAAAGUCCAGAUAAGUAUUCCUUCAAUCAGUUUAAAUAAGGAAGUCAAAGUCAAGUAAAUGCGUUGAAAAAGAUGCAAUCCCAAGACUCAGCAUUUAGUAGUAAGUCUUACGUUUCAAAAUCUGCUCACAAGGGUUCAGGCAACCUGCAUGAGUGA
This is a messenger RNA of Stylonychia lemnae, 2016 nucleotides long. Lineage: Eukaryota; Ciliophora; Spirotrichea; Sporadotrichida; Oxytrichidae. The record is from the annotation of a GenBank genome assembly.